This is a messenger RNA of Salvia splendens (bonfire salvia), 1845 nucleotides long. RefSeq lists its product as uncharacterized. NCBI's taxonomy places the organism in Eukaryota, Viridiplantae, Streptophyta, Magnoliopsida, Lamiales, Lamiaceae. The transcript is spliced from 6 exons. The record is from RefSeq and is a predicted model, not a curated record. Gene Ontology annotation, molecular function: protein binding; endopeptidase activity. Bases 70 to 1845 code for a protein of 591 amino acids.
ACCAAAAUUAUAACCAUCUCCCUCCAAUAUUUCCGACGCUUUUUGAAUUGAUAAAUUCUUGAAUCUCCCAUGAAAAUGGAGGCCCUCAACUCUAAUCUCGACUCUACCCUCUCCACUCUCUCCAAAUUUACAUCAAAACCCACCUCCAAACCCUUCUUCUCUUGCCGAUCUCCGAGAUUGAGCUGUCGGAAGCCCAGGAAAUUUACAGUGACCAGCGUUCGAUGUUCGGACAAUAAAAGAGGCAGUUUGGAAUCGCAUAAUGGCAAUUUUUUAGCAGAAAAUGAGGAUUUGAUGAAAAGGGUUGGAAGAGGAGUGCUCGGUUUCGCCGCUGCAGCUUCCUUGUGCUUGGAUUCGUCAGCGUCGGCGGAGUAUCUGACGGUCGCGUUUCCUGUUUCUCACACUCGCGAGGUAAAUACAGUUCAGAGAACUCUUGUUGAGGCAUGGGGCUUGAUUAGAGAGACCUUCAUAGAUCCAACUUUCAAUCAUCAAGAUUGGGACUUGAAACUGCAGCAGACGAUGGUGGAAAUGUUUCCACUUUUGACUCUGGGCGAUCCCUUCACACGCAUCAUCAGUCCUAAGGAAUAUCAAAGUUUUAGAAUAGGAAGUGAUGGAAAUUUGCAGGGCGUUGGCUUAUUCAUCAAUGCUGGUGGGUUGAGAUCAAACACGAGUUCAGUUGAUUAUACACAUGUUGUUCUGUCAUGCAUUGAGAAUAGCCCGGCUGCACGUGCUGGCUUACAUGAAGGAGACGAGCUAAUGGAAAUAAAUGGUUUGAUGGUGUUUGUGAGUUUAUAUUGGGAUGGAAAAAUUAUUCAGCUCCCAAGUUUGGGUGGUGCUUAUGAUCCCCCUCGUGCAAAAUCAUUUAUUAUAUUGAAUGAAAAGAUAUCUUAUUAUCAGCUAGUUUCAAUGAUAUGUGAAAAAAUUGGAAUUGAUUUGGAUUCACAUACGAUUGAUUUAACAUGGAGGCAUCCUGUGGUUUUUAGUGGAGUGGUGAAUUAUAUAGCUACACUAGUGGAUGAUAAUUUGUUGGAGUAUAUGUUUGCUGAAAAUCCACGUCAAAUUGAACUUUUUAUUGAAUAUACUCCUGUGACUACUGCGUUGCAAUUUGAACCAUCUAUCACUCAGCAUGAUGUUGGAACGUCUAGGAGAGAUGAUUAUCAUAGUUUUGAUGUCGGGACAUCUAGGAGGGAUGAUGAAUAUCAUAGCACUGAAUUCAACACAUUUGGGAGGGAGGUUGAUGAACAACUAGAUGUACCAAAUGUGACAUGUGAUGGUUAUGAUGGUUCUGAUAAUUGUGAUGGUUCUGAUAAUUGUGAUGAUUCACAUGGUUCUGAUAAUUGUGAUGGUUUAGAUGGUUCUGAUAAUUGUGCUGGUUUAGAUGGUUCUGAUUGUGAUGGUUCCGAUGGUUCUCAACCAAGUGAUCUUGAUUAUAGUGCAGAAUCAUGUGAAGAUUCUACAGACGACGAGACACUUGAAAUGAUGGUUGAGAAUUAUGUACAACCAGCUGUUCGUGGGGAGCAACUUGUUCUCGACUAUGUGCCUGAAGGGUUACCCUUUUUUCGAUCAUUACUAUGUGAAGGCAACCGAGGUUACGUUUCAGAAGACCAUGGAGUGAGUGAAGAAGAUAUGUGGUAUUUGGAUGAGGAUAAUCCGAGACAUAUAGAUGUGGGAACGAAAUUUGAUAGCAAAUUGCAGUUGAAAACUGCUAUGACAUUAUGGCAUGUGGGAACAGGUCGGAUGUAUGAGGUUAUGGAUAGUAAAUCAAGAAGAUGGCAUGCAGUUUGUAGGGACCCAUUUGGUCCGAAAAGAAAAGGCAAGGACCUUGGGCAACGAUACCCAUGUAAUUAG